GAAGAUGGCUGUGCUAUUUCCUCUUUGACUUUUCGUGAGAGAUUAAAUAUAUUUGCCGAGAUAUGGUGCUAUCGUAGGUUUAUUCAGUUGAUAUGGCUGAUAAAAUCUGUGUACAUAUGCCUGUCAAUAUGUUUUUCUAUGUGACGCUUCACAACACAACUUUACAUGAAAGAGGAUGAAACCACCGUGUACAUGAAUGCAAGAAUGGUAGUGAUGUGAUCAAACAAAAAACUGAUUUAUUCUUAUAAAACAAUAAAAACUCAUGUAGAGUGAAGCAAAUGGAGAAAAUUCCAUUUUUUUGUAGUCUGUGGAUAGUUACUAAAUCUUUUUUCUUUUAUGUGCAUACAUCUGUGGCGUUUGAUCGUAGUGUGUCUUGGACUAGUGUAAUGUGGUGCUGCUGAAAAUAGUGUGACUUCUAAGACCCUAUCACAAUGUCGUUUCUAAGUAACUUGAAAAAAGUUCUCCACCUGGGAGGUGGAAAUGAGGCAAAGAAGAAGAAAGUAUUUAACAACAUAAGAAUGGAUUGCAAUCCAGAAGACUUUUGGGAAAUGGUUGGAGAAUUGGGAGAUGGUGCUUUUGGCAAAGUAUAUAAGGCUCACUCACAAGAAAAAAAUAUCUUUGCUGCUGCCAAAAUGUGUGCUCUUGAAGGAGAAGAUGAUCUGUCUGAUUUUAUGAUUGAAAUAGACAUUCUAUCAGAGUGCAAACACCCUAAUAUUGUUGAUCUGCAUGAAGCAUUUUUCUAUGAAGGAAAGCUAUGGAUGCUUAUUGAAUAUUGUGAUGGUGGUGCACUAGAUUCAAUUAUGGUAGAAUUAGAGAAACCACUUACAGAACCACAAAUUGCUUAUGUGUGCCAGCAAAUGUGCAAAGGCCUAGACUUUCUGCAUGAAUCAAAGGUUAUUCAUCGUGAUCUCAAAGCUGGAAAUGUUCUGCUAACAAUGGCUGGUGGUGUGAAACUAGCGGAUUUUGGAGUAUCUGCAAAAAAUAAAUAUACAUUACAGAAGCACGAUACUUUUAUUGGAACUCCAUAUUGGAUGGCCCCUGAAGUUGUACUGUGCGAAACGUUUAGAGACAACCCCUAUGAUUUUAAGGUGGAUAUUUGGUCACUUGGAAUAACAUUAAUUGAAUUUGCACAAAUGGAACCACCAAAUCAUGAGAUGUCACCAAUGAGAGUGUUACUGAAAAUUCAAAAGUCCGACCCUCCAAAGUUAGACCAACCUUCCAAGUGGUCAAAGGACUUUAAUGAAUUUAUUGCAAGGUGUCUUAUUAAGGAUCCUACUCAGAGGCCAACAGCUGGUGACCUUAUAAAGCAUCCCUUCAUCAACUGCACUCUGGACUCAAAGCCUAUACGUGAUCUGUUGCUGGAGUAUAAAGCAGAAGUUGUUGAAGAAGAAGUUAUGGAUGAAGAACCAGAGGAGCGGCCCAUCUCCCUGCCGCCAAUGGGCCUGGAAACAAACGAAGAUGAUUCUUCCUCCCACAAGAGUGACACUGAUGUAAAAAUGCUGCCUGACGUUGUGACUCCUGAGGACAGAGAGACUGUAACAAUUCCUGAAGACAAAGACACAGCUGUGAUAUCUGAGAACAAAGAUACAGAAGGGCCGAAGAGAGAAUUUGAGAAGGAAAAUGAUGAAAACGAACGAAAGAAGUUUAAAAAGGAAGAGGAGAGAGACAUCCCUGAUAAAAAGCCUGUGCCCAAGAGACAAAAUAGUGAAGGCAGCGAACGGAGGGCAUCGCAUGAUAAAGGUCCUGCCCCAAGACCACCUGUUACAACAGCUCAGCAAGCCAAAACAAAAAAUGAGCCUCCACCCCCUCCACCAAUGCCUCCAAUGUCUCUCAUCAGUGGUGUGACACAGGAUGAAUCAGAGGAUGCCGACGACGUUCUGCCAGUAACACCUAGUGCUAAAGUUUCUUCUGAAGUUCUCUCCCCAUCUGAGCCAGAAGUCCCAGAACAGCUAGACAAGGAGUUACUGCCUCAGUCAGAUAUUCCAGUGCCAAAUGACAAAAGUGAUUUGGCCCCAACCCCAGUCCGUCCUACUGUUAACAGGGAUUCCACUAGGGAAGAAACUAUAGAUCAUUCUAGUGAUGUCAGUGUCAAAGACAAAGUUGAAGAAAACAUAGCCCAAGUGAGGGCUGUGCAGGAUGACAACUUGGAAAAAGAAAAACGUAGAUCCUCACGAAGUUCUUUAGGAGAUAUUGUUAUACUUUCAGGGCCCAGCACUGUUGUUGAGCCAUCCAGCCAACCAGAAGUUAAGCUAAACAAAUCAACAGUGACUAUAACAACAGACAUGCGUGAAGAUAUGAGUACAGCCUCAGGAAAUGUUACACAAGUUACUGUUGUUACCACCCAUCCCCCUGUGUUGUUACCUCCUUUGGAAGGCCCUUACAUACCAUAUGCAGGCAGGACAACAGAUGAUGGGGAGGUUGUAAUAGUGUCUAAUGAAACAAACAAGACUCUCAUAAAUGAAUCCUCGACAGAUGAAGAUCUUUACCAUUCGUUAGAUUCUUUAGAGACAGGCUCAGAGAAUUUGCCCAUUAGUAUUGUCACAGAGAAACCAGUACGUCUUGAUGAAAGUGAAGUGCUAAUAGUGAGCCCAACAAGUCAUGUCGGUGGUGUAGAUGAAGGAGAUAAUUUAGGUGAUACAAGCCAUGUUUCAGUAGUAACAGUGGGGGAUGAUGAACAAGUUCAUGAUUCUACAUUGCAAAUGGAGAAUAGAAACAUUUCAGGUCAAGAAAAAGAUAUAGGCCACACAUCAAUUCUAGUCAAAGGUACUACUGUAGAGUCAACAGAUGUUGACAAAAUUGGAGACAGUGCCUCAAGGAGUGCGAAAGUUAAUGGAGAAGUUCUGAAAGAAAGAAGCACCAGUGAAGAAGUCCUCAUUGUUGUUAAUAAUUCAACCAACAUACAAAAGGUAAUAAAGGAAAAGAAAGUCCCUGCUUCACUUAAUGAUGUAGACGACAGCUUCCAUUCAGUUUCUAGAUCACAUUCUGAUACUAGCUCAACCCAAAGCAGUGAGCCAGUAACACCACUUUCCAGCACAGGAAAGCUUAUUGACAGGUCGGAUGCUGACAGUGUAACAACUACUGCAAGCCAGGACAGCCAUGGUAGUAACAAGGAAAACCAGCCAAACCGUGAUUCCACAAACUUGGAUGACUUGGAGGAAGUAGUACUGAGGCGGAAGCCAGAUUAUAUGAGGGAAAUGAACCGGGCAAAUCGAACAAAAGAAGAUAUCCAAAUAAUGAAUUUGCGAAAGAAAACUAGAAAAAGAACACGCAAAUUUGAGAUUGAUGGAGUUGUUGUGACAACAACAACUAGUAAAGUUAUAUAUGGUGAUGAAGAAAAUGGAAGGGUUUAUGAUGAUCACAUUUUCAGGAAGCAAGAGUUGCGUGAACUGAAGAUGUUGCAAAAACAGGAGCAGAAACAGUUUCAAGAUCUAUCCUUCAAGGCACAAUUUGCUAGGGAACAGCAGGAUAAACGCUUUGAACAAGAACGGCUGACACUUGUUCGGAACUAUGAAGCUGACUAUGAAGCAUUGGUGAGAGCACAGAAACAGCAAGUAGAAAGAGCAGAAGCACAGCAGGAGGCAGAUCUUCGAAUUGCUUCAAAGAAGAUUCGUGCUGAGCAGGAGAGGGAUCUGAAACAGUUUAGAGAGGGACUGAAACAAGAGCUGAGACUGUUGAAACAAGAAGUAGACUUGAUGCCUAAGGAACAACGUAAGAAUGCAUUCCGUGUUAAAAAAGAACGCCUUGAAGCAGAACAGGAAGAAAAGGAGAAAUUGUUCCUUGAAAAACUGAAUGAAAAUCAUGAGUCGUCAUUGAGAAGACUGAGUGAAACCCAUAGGGAAAAGAUAGCAUUAAUGGAAAGACAGUUCCUGCAGCAAAAGCAACAGUUAAUGCGUGCUCGUGAAUCAGCACUUUGGGACAUGGAAGAGAGACAAAUACUUGAGAAACAGCAGCUUGCCAAACGACAACUUAAGGAUGUUUUCUUCUUACAGAGGCAUCAGAUGCUGAUUCGACAUGAAAAAGAAUUGGAACAAAUAAAGCGUAUGAAUCAAAGGAAAGAAGAGGAACUAUUAAAACGUCAAGCCAUUGAGAAACGUGCAUUACCAAAACGCAUUCGAGCAGAGAUGAAAGCCAGGGAAAUGAUGUUCCGUGAAUCAAUGCGCAUUAGUAUGACUAUUCAGCCCAGCCCUGAAGAUGAGAGAGAGAAGCUUAAGAAGUUCCAAGAAGAUGAAAAAAAAAGAUAUCGUGCUGAACAGCAGAGAGCUGAGAUUAAACAUCAGCGACAGUUGGAAGAGCUACGUGCUACAUCUGAAGCAACAAUUCGUGAGCUGGAACAACUGCAAAAUGAAAAACGUAAAAUGUUGAUGGAGCAUGAGACAAUGAAAUUGAAAGAACAGGAAGAAGGUCAUAGUCGUGAACUGAAAGAAUGGAAAGGUCAACUGCAACCACGAAAAAGGCGACUGGAGGAACAAUUUGCACAGCAGCUUGAAGAACAGUGCCAGCUGUAUGGACCUGCCAUUUCUCUGCCAAAUGAUCUUCCAGAUCUUUCAAAUAUUGGUUCAACACGAAGCAGUCUUUCAUCUGUUUCAGAAGGCUGAUAUGUAAAUUGAAUUGCAGUGAAAGUGAAGACAAGUUUCCGUGUCCGUGUAUGUAUACUUUGUAAAUUAGUGGAACUAAUAACUUUCUAAAUGGGUAAGCAAUAGUCCAUGCUAAUCUUCAUGUUGAUACAGAAAAAGGCGUUCACCUUUCCUCAGAAGUCUUAUUUCUAGCACAAACUUACCACAGGGAGACAGCAAAAUGAAAGAGUUUACUGCAUGGUGUCUUGUGUACAAAAAUGUGAAGCCAAUUCAAACCACUUACUUUGUACAUUGUGUGUGUGUGUGUGUGUGUGUGUGUGUGUGUGUGUGUGUUUGUUUCCACACUUGUUUGCGUGAACACUGGUAUAUGUGAAUGCAUUUACAAGAAAUCUAUGUAGAAAUUGUAUUGAUUACACAGCCUAACAGAUGAAAAGACGUGUUUAAUUUCAUUCUGUUAGCUUUGAAAUCAAAUUGUUAACCUCAUUGUGGACACUGAAAGUGCAUUGCAACUGAAGAGUUCUUAAUUAGUGUAGGCAUUAAUAUGUGAAUAGCAAAGAGCUGGUUUUUCUCAGCACAGAUGUGAUUGCACUUAAAUCAUGAAGUACUUUUAUACACUUCAUUGACAGUCCUCAAAAAACCAGUUGUGUAGUUUAUAAAGUGAACAGCUUUUUUAUUAUUAAAAGAAGAUAUACUGAAAUGCUGUUGUACAGGUAUUUAUAUUGUGUGCUAAUACAUGUGUAAUGUAUUCCUGAUUGAAACUGUUGUAUAUGUUUUUUGUUACAAAGAUCUAUAUUUACUUCAUUGUUAUAACUUGUAUCUCACUUGUCUAAUGUGUGUAUAUGAAUAUUGAAGAGACUGUUGCAAAGUGAAAUUGUAAAUAUAGAUUAUUGCAUGCAUAUGCAUUAUUUGUAAAUAAAAGAAAAGACAAGGAAAUAUUUUAUAGUUUUAAAUUAAUUUUUAAGGAAGUGGAGUUGGUUUGAACUGAAAGGAAAUGUGUUAAUACAGCUGGAGAAGUAUUCCUUAAGACAUUGCUCAGAACUGGAAUAGUUAAAUUGGAAUGCUUAAUAGUUCUGUAUCUUAUUAUUAUUGAGAUGAACUAUUUUUGCACUGUACGUUAAAAACUAAUAUGUAAGUACAAGGUCAGUAUUGUUAGUGUGCAAUUUGAUUCUGUUGACUGAAAGCUACAGUGGAAUGUAUGAAACGGUUUGGCAUUGUAAGUAAUCACAGUUUUUUUCCAUUCAUUUCAAGAAAGCAGGAACUUGGAUAUAUCGUAAUGUAGUCUCCCUUCCCAUCUUUUCCCUCAAGUAACAUCACUAUUCUGUUGAUAACAAGUAACUUCAGAAUUUUGUUUAUGAAGAAAGUUUAUUCAACAUGUUGUAUUGCAAAUGAGAUACAUCCAGUUUUAGUUAUAAUUUUUUGGCAUUAAAAAGCUUUAAUGGCAUAUUUUGUGUUGAAAAGGAAUAUUUUACUCUCACCUCUGCGCAAUAAGCUAGGUGUACAAAUUAUGCCAAUAACAAAUUAUUUGUUAUUGUGUUACAAGCAGAGAACACAUUGUGUAACACAGUACAUAAAUAAAAUAUUCUACAGGAA
Molecule: messenger RNA, 6164 nt
Organism: Schistocerca americana (American grasshopper)
Lineage: Eukaryota; Metazoa; Arthropoda; Insecta; Orthoptera; Acrididae
Gene: Slik
Product: serine/threonine-protein kinase 10
Exons: 24
Coding region: 432-4595 (1387 amino acids)
Biological process (GO): protein phosphorylation
Molecular function (GO): protein serine/threonine kinase activity; ATP binding
Source: RefSeq, a predicted model, not a curated record